Molecule: messenger RNA, 1623 nt
Organism: Grosmannia clavigera kw1407
Lineage: Eukaryota; Fungi; Ascomycota; Sordariomycetes; Ophiostomatales; Ophiostomataceae
Exons: 3
Coding region: 1-1623 (540 amino acids)
Cellular component (GO): nucleus; cytosol
Molecular function (GO): RNA 7-methylguanosine cap binding; mRNA binding
Source: RefSeq, a predicted model, not a curated record
AUGGAUUUCGAUAUCGAGAUGGAGGAUGCCGCUGGUGGCUAUCCGGGCGAGGCAGCACCGUACGAGGCAACACACCAUCCAGACGAUAUGCCGCGGGACGACACGGAUGAUAUAUUGGGCACAGACGCCGACAUAGACACGAGAGACGGACAGGAGCCUGGCGAGAUCGACGAGGCCGUUCAGGCGAUCGACGCGGCCGAUGUGGCUGCCGAGGCUAUUGUCCCUAACAAGGUGCACCUACGCGGUCUCGACACACUCACACCAGACGACCUCAAGGCAUACUUCGCCGAGCACGCGGGAGGCUCCGGGGGCUUCGAUCGCGUCGAGUGGAUCGACGACUCGUCAGCCAACCUUAUCUUUGGCUCCGAGAGCAGCGCUGCAGCUGCUGUCACAGCCCUCUGCGCUAUGCCUAUUGCCGACGCCACGCUGCUGCCGAUGGGUGAACUGCUACCGGCAAAGCCAUACACAGCCAAGGCCAAGAGCGCGGCUGACAUGGCCACGACGAGCGGACCCGGUCUGCAGGUGCGCUUUGCCGUCACCUCGGACAAGAAGCAGGCGGGCGCGGCCUCGCGUAGCCGCUUCUACUUGCUGCACCCGGAAUAUGACCCCGAGGAACGGCAGAACCGGAGGCAGAACCAGCGAAGAGACGACCGGCGUGGCGGAUCAGGACGUGGCCGCGACCGUGACUAUCGGUCCAAAUAUCGAUCAUACCGGGAGGAGGACGACCGGGCUGCAGACAUUCGCAACAACUCCUUCGACGUCAACCUGUACGACGAUGAUGCGCCAGCACUGGCGGCGCGGACAUCGCAGACAUCGCGGUCCCGAACGUGGUCUCGAUCCCAGUCGAGGUCUCGAUCGCGGUCCCGGUCUCGACGACAUGAUGUCUCACGCCGGAGCCAAGCUGACAGAGAGCUGUUUCCCGGCAAAAGCAAGGAGCUGUUCCCCCAUAAGGUAGGUGGCGAAGGCAGCACUGAAGACGGGCGGACAACACCCACCAUUGUUGCUACUGCUGCUUCCGGGGGCCGCAAUCGGGGCAGAGGCAGAAACGGCAGACUGCGCAGCCGCUCAGCAUCGCCUUUGCACGAUGACGACGACGAUUACGACGGCCGGCGCGCAGACGCACGUGCAAUAGCAUCAUCCGAGGCGGCAUUGCGCAACCGCGACAAAGCCCGUACGCUCAAAGACCGGUUGUCGACGACAAAGCCUGCAAGCGAAAGCGGCAGCUUGGAGCUAUUCCCAAGAAAGACGAUAGGAAUGGCCCAGAUGGACCUUCUCGGCGGACGGGAUGGCGCUGCUGCGCUCACUUCGCGACUCAGUGAUCGAAUCACACGUCCUUCAAACGGAGAGAUCUCCAAGGUAACAGCAAAUGGAGAUGCCAACGGCAGCGGGAGCACAUUCAACAUCCGUGGCAUUUCUCGCCAACAGCCAGGAGGCGGCGUCGGACUAAGCAUCAAAGGUGCCGCCACGGCUCGAGAACUGUUUCCAGACAAGUUUGGCGGCGAAGGCGGCAACGGCAACGGACACGGUUCCAGCAGCGGCCGCAAUGCUGGCAAAGAGAUCUUUUCCGACCGGCUAGAGAAUCGGACUCGGCCGCGCCAGCGCGCAGAGGACUUGUUUCGUUAA